Messenger RNA from Gongylonema pulchrum, 420 nucleotides. The record is from the annotation of a GenBank genome assembly. Lineage: Eukaryota; Metazoa; Nematoda; Chromadorea; Rhabditida; Gongylonematidae.
AUGUUUGUAAGAGAUGCCGAUGUGUUGUUGCUAGCCGCUAUUUCCAGCUUCACGUUUCCUGAAGGUGCAAUUAGUCUAGAAUGCUAUAUUUGCGGUGAUGACAAUCUGGAUGAGCACGGAGAAUGUCAAGCACAGUUUCAUCUAGCGCUGGCAAACACUGAGAUUGAAAAAUACAAGAGCAAUAAUUACUACGCUGAUUUUAAAAUCACAGGUAGCUAUACCAUCAUGAAAGAAUGUAUCAGCGAAACUGACCAUUACCGCAUAUUUCCACUGAAGCAAUAUGCAGUGACGGAAGAAUGUGAUCUAACUGAUGUAUCUGGUGAGGAGCUUGCUUACUGCCUCUGUAGCCAGGAUUUAUGCAACGCAAAGGAUAUCGUUGACCAGUUCAUCGAUUUCGAAGAAGUACUUUUCAUUUAUUAA